Siniperca chuatsi (mandarin fish) is the source of this 3614-nucleotide messenger RNA. RefSeq names its product sphingosine-1-phosphate phosphatase 1-like. The record is from RefSeq and is a predicted model, not a curated record. Gene Ontology annotation, biological process: phospholipid dephosphorylation; sphingosine metabolic process. Bases 373 to 1710 code for a protein of 445 amino acids. Lineage: Eukaryota; Metazoa; Chordata; Actinopteri; Centrarchiformes; Sinipercidae. Gene Ontology annotation, cellular component: endoplasmic reticulum membrane. Gene Ontology annotation, molecular function: sphingosine-1-phosphate phosphatase activity. The transcript is spliced from 3 exons.
AAGAAGAAAAUGAACCGAAUAAGAAGAAGAAGAAGAAGAAGCGUGAAAACAGGAAUAACGGCCUGACGCAGUUAGUUUGAAGCCAAGCUGUAAAAUAAGGCUAUAUGGUGAAGUAACGUUACAGAUUAACAGCUAUCUGUGACGGACUUUGGAUGCUGCAGUCCAAAACCUCCACGCCGGUGUUCAAGGUCUGUGUUUUGAAUGCGAACACCAGGUAGUGAGGUGUAGCUGUCCGCGCUGUUAGCUAAAUCAGUUAUUUUGUGUCGUUGAGAUGAAUGCAACGGGCAUCACUUCACCGGUACGUUAAGCUCACUCGACGAACAUGAACUUCAUUUGUGCAUUUUAAACUAGCCUUAACUGUUAUUUUGAGUCAUGGCGAACGACUUUGUAAAGGCUUUUGUGCAGUUGUGUAAUUAUCUCCAAGACCCCUGUCAUGUAGCGAGGUUUCAACAUUUCUGCGGCGUUAGAGGAACAUUUCCGGUUCAACCGACCAAGCCUGACAGUGGACAGUCGGAGCCGGACUGUCCCGGGCUGAGGAAGAGGGUCCAACAGGGGGGACAAAGCUCGGACGUCAGUGUUAGGAAUGGAGCAACCGGGGAUGCGACCGCACAGGUUAACGGGAUGCAGGGUGACAGCACCGUCAGGCCUGAUGGUGCACCACCACCAGCAGCUAAUGUCGACCCAGACACCGCCAGGGCGAAACCCCUCCGGAAAAACUCCCUAACCGGAGAUGUGGGUCAGGAGUUCCUGAUCCACAACAAGUUCCUGUUCUACCUGUUCACGUUUGGGACUGAGCUGGGCAACGAGAUGUUCUUCAUCAUCUUCUUCCCCUUUCUCUUCUGGAACAUCGACGCCCUGGUCAGCCGCAGACUCAUCGUGGUCUGGGCCUGGAACCUGUUCGUGGGGCAGUCCACCAAGGACAUGGUCCGCUGGUCCCGGCCAGCGUCCCCUCCUGUGGUGAAGGUGGAGGUCUUCUACAACUCCGAGUACAGCAUGCCGUCCACACACGCCAUGACAGGGACAGCCAUACCCUUCUGUGUCUUCAUGCUGACCUACGGACGGUGGCAGUACCCCUUCCUGUUUGGGUUUUGUGUGGCUCUCAGCUGGAGUGUCCUGGUCUGUGUAAGCAGAGUCUACAUGGGGAUGCAUUCUAUUCUGGAGGUAAUCACUGGCUUCCUGUACAGCCUUCUUAUUCUAGCCUUCUUCCAGCCAAUUUUGGACAAGAUCGACAGCUUCUACAUGAUGGACCACUAUGCUCCACUUGUGAUUAUCGUGUCACAUGUGAGCCUGGGACUUGUGGCUUUCUCUCUGGAUUCCUGGAGCACCUCUCGGGGUGAUACAGCUCAGGCUCUGGGCACCGGGGUAGGAGCCGCUUUGGCUACCCAUGUGAACUAUCAGCUGGGGCUGCUGCUUGAUCCACCACUGUCCUCACUUCCUCUAACUUUACCACCAAUCAGCAUUAGCUUGGUGGUUCUCUCCCUGCUGCGCUUCGCCAUUGGAGUCGUUGUCCUCCUCGUCACAAGAAUGGUUAUGAAAGCAGUGACUGUUCCUUUCUUGUGUCGACUGUUCGGGCUGCCUUCAGAUGAUGUAAGACAGGCGAGGCAGCACAUGAAAGUAGAGUUGCCGUACCGUUACAUUGUGUACAGUGUUGUUGGUUUUAGUUGUGUCUGUGUGGUGCCUCUCCUCUUUAGGAUCUUAAACGUUGCCUGAGUGUUGUGUGCAAACUGUCAUUUACUGCUGACAUGCUCAUCUACAUGGUGAAGGCAAACGGCACAUGGAAACAUGCUUGUUUUGACACAAGAUAAAGGCAGAAACAGAAACUGAUUUAAAGGAUAAAUUUGGUGAUAUUCUAUGUUUUUCAUAUAGCCAAAUUAUUCCUCUGUACCAUAGAACUCCAUUGUUGUCCAAAAACUAUUAAAAACACAUUAAUGAGCAACACUUUUGCACUGGGUGACAUGUUCCUUUUUAUUAGGGUGAGCAUAGGCACUGUAGUUUAUUUUGAGAUGAUUCCACUUUUACUAUUACAAACUAUUCUCACACUGAAAAUACACCAAAUGUGUAUCAAUCUGCAGCUGACAAUAAUUCCAAAUACAGUAUUUACUCCUGUUUGAGUAUCAGUGGCUAAAAAAAUAAGUGCCCAGCUGUUUGUAGGAAAUAAUUUUUCCUUUUUAAAAAAAUGAAAGCAUACAUUUUGUGACCCAUUUUUAAAGAUUUUAAAGUCUUUAGGAGGAACCAGUGGGCUCGGGGCCCAGAGCCACAGACUGGAGGAAGUUAGAAAGUAUUGAGAGACGGACUAAAGCAUUGUUGGUUUUGAGGCUCUUCUCAUUUCUCUAUUUUGUGCCAUCUCGUCUCCUCGCUCCUCCGUCCACCUGUCUGUGAUCCGGAAAAUCGAUCUCAGCUUGAAGGACGUCUCAAUUCCUAAAUGCAUCUCGAAGAGAGGAGGCUUGCCAGAGAAGCUAUGAGCGAGGAUGCACAGGUGUAUCCUUUUGCAGAAAUCUUUUCGGCACCCGUGACGUAUAAAAGAGGCGUGACAAUGGACAGAUGAUGCAGCUGUCAUAUUUGAUUGACAUCGCUUUAAAAUGACUGCUUCGAAGCAAGGAUGUCUCAUUUUGUUAAAUGCCUGUUGCCUUGACUCCUCUUUCCUCGUAUCUCUUCUGAGGAUGAGCAAACUGAGAAAUGGGAAUUUCUUGGGAUUUGUUGACAAUAGCAAUAUAGAACAUCACCAGCCUUAUCCUUUUAAGAUCCUCCUGUGAUGGACACAUUUAAGUGAACUUUGCAAAUACAAAAUUUAUCAGAUGUACUGUAAUGAUGCUUGCUUUCAUUAAUGAGGAAUCCAUUUCCAUCAUUUGAUCAAAAUAUAUAAUGUUAUUGGAGAAUUCCAUGCUCUAAGAAUAAACCAAGCCAUGAAUCAGUAAUGUAUGAUAUCACUUCACUUCUCAUUUGUUGCCGUUCUUAAAUCAAAUCAGCAUGGAAGUAAUAAAAUACUGUAAGUAUUUAAGCUCACAGGUGUCGGGGUAGUUACACUGGGGUAGUUAUCUUUAUUUAAAUCUGAAUACUUGCGCUUUUUUCCCCUGUUUGAGCAGGUUGGUUUUGUCAUUGCAUUUUUUUCUACAUUACCAUAGUCACCCUUAUCUCAUCACAUUUUAAAAAAAAAAAAAAUUUUUUUGUACAUUUUUGUGCUUGUUUCAAAAACGUUUGUAAUUUUGGUCCACAUGUAAGUUAAGGAUUCUUUGAAUAAUCAUUUGAAAGCAUAAUAUUAACAUAACAUAUUUUUACCAUCCUAACUAACUUGAGCUAAAUUGUUGCUCUAGAAAAGAAAUCUCUCUAUUAUUCUUACUUGACAUUUCUGCUGACCUUCCUUAAACUACAGUAUAUAAAACCACUAUCUAUAGCACUUGGCUGAAUGUUUUGUUUAUUUGCUGUUGUAAUGUUCCAAUAAUGGUUUCUCUAAUAUUCAUGCUUGAGUAUUUAUACUUAUCAUAAGUACUCAUGGAGUAUUUAUAGGUCUAUUAUUAACAUCCAUUCCCACUUUUUUCUGUUAUGCAAGGACUGUAUCCUUUGGAAAAAAAUAUGGAAACAAGGAGAAUAAAAUAUUCCAAAAAAGGAAAAAAAAA